Messenger RNA from Loa loa (African eye worm), 241 nucleotides. RefSeq lists its product as hypothetical. The transcript is spliced from 2 exons. The record is from RefSeq and is a predicted model, not a curated record. The annotation marks the transcript as partial. NCBI's taxonomy places the organism in Eukaryota, Metazoa, Nematoda, Chromadorea, Rhabditida, Onchocercidae.
CUGCGGAGAUUACCACAGAUUAUAAAGCUGAUGAGUUAUGGGAAGAUGGUCGAUUAAUAGCGACAACAAAAGUAAACGAAUCAAUAUUGAUGAAUUGUGGCACAGUGGAGGAUGGACGAUUGUUCAUUUUGGAGGAGAAACCGUUUCUAUUUGUGUGAAACUCUCUUGACUUGACAAAGUGAAAUCAGGAGAAUUGUAAAUGUGCAAGUGAUAAAGAUCGAUGUGCAAAUGAUAAAAUAAG